CGGCAGCAAGCGCACGCACAACGCAAGCAAGCAAGGGAAUGAUGGCUUGGGGUGUGCAGCGGAAGUUUGAGGUGAUUGAGCGGGUAGAGGCCAACGAUGACAAGCUGACCACCGUCUCCGUCAUGAGCAUGCGCCGUAUCACAGAUGACCAGUGCAAGCAGCUGCUGACGGCGUUGAAAGGCAACACACAUGUCAAGGACUUUUCCAUCUCUCGCGCGUUUAACGACGACUUGCUGCGUGGCUUUGCUGACAUGCUGGCUGAGAAUGCGACACUGACCACGCUGUCACCCGGCAACUCUUCCCUCGGCGACGCCGGCUUUGCUGCCCUCCUCAACGGCAUUGUGGCCUCCAAAUCCCUGCAAUCACUGAACAUGGAGCAUCGGGGCUUGACACCUGAAUCCGCCAGCGCCAUUCGCGCGUGCUUCUUUCAGUCUCACCUUCGUCACCUCAACCUCGCCAGCAACACAUUGACCGGCGCGUUGGCAGCUGCGCUGUCACAGCGGCAGGAGAAUGGCGGUGCCGCGCGUGUGUCCGGGCUUGAAGAGCUGAACCUGAGCAGCACAAGCCUUACCGCGCAUGACGGACGUGCACUCGCUGCUGCCAUCUCAGCAGGGCACCUGCCGUCGCUCACCACCCUCGACCUCUCCAACAACGCCAUGCUUGGUGCUGCGGCGUGCGAUGUGCUGCGCGCAGCGGCUGCCUCCUCACACGUGACCACGCUCGACCUCUCAUCCACAGGCAUGGGCGGCAGUGGUGGUGGUGGUGGUGUUGACAGUGAUGAUGUUAGCGGCGUUGGUGCUGCUCUUCUGGAUGCAUUCUCAUCCCCGAACUCGCAGCUCAAGGUGCUCAAGUUGGAAAGCUGCGGCCUCACACGCGCCGCCCUCAGCCCGCUCACCGCUGCCCGUCUCGAAUCUCCGGCUCGCCUCGCCGUCUUUAGCUUGGCUGCAAACGACGGGGUCAAGGACGUCGACCUUGUACACAUUGUGACGAAGGUGGUACAUGCAGAGUGCCUUGAUCUGGGACAGUGCGGCCUCUCCCCAGGUCAGGCUGCAGCCAUCAUCCAAGCGUUGCCUGCAAGCACGCGAAAAUGUCGCCUCUUUGGCAACGCCAUUAUCGAUACCAGCGAUGAUGAUGUGAAUGCACUGCUUGACGCAACAUGCGCACAUCUGGAAGACCUUGAUCUUGGCGGUUACGGCCUCUCACAAGAGUAAAGCG
This is a messenger RNA of Salpingoeca rosetta, 1215 nucleotides long. RefSeq lists its product as uncharacterized. Gene Ontology annotation, cellular component: lamellipodium; plasma membrane. Gene Ontology annotation, molecular function: protein binding. NCBI's taxonomy places the organism in Eukaryota, Choanoflagellata, Craspedida, Salpingoecidae. The record is from RefSeq and is a predicted model, not a curated record. Bases 39 to 1211 code for a protein of 390 amino acids. Gene Ontology annotation, biological process: regulation of Arp2/3 complex-mediated actin nucleation; cell migration. The transcript is spliced from 7 exons.